Messenger RNA from Prunus mume (Japanese apricot), 1087 nucleotides. The record is from RefSeq and is a predicted model, not a curated record. NCBI's taxonomy places the organism in Eukaryota, Viridiplantae, Streptophyta, Magnoliopsida, Rosales, Rosaceae.
CAUUUUCAGUACGCCAUGUUUUGCUUGCUGGUUUUGAUGUGCUUUGGGGACAAGUUGAAGGAAGAGCAGAUUAAAGAAAUCGAGGGCGUUCAGCGCCGCUUGCAAUUGAACUUUAGGCGAUUCAACUUCCUCAACUUUUGGCCCAAAUUGACAAAAAUUUUGUUGAAAAAUCGUUGGAACGCGCUAUUUCAGCUCCGUAAGGAACUAGAAGAAGUGUUCAUUCCUAUGAUUCGAGGACGACAGAAAACGAAGAAUGAAAGGCUGAGUAGGAAGGACGACGACAAAGAUGAUGACUUUGUGUUGGCGUACGUUGAUACCUUGUGGGAUCUCCAGAUUUCUGAUGAGAAGGAAAAGAGGAAGCUCUCUGAAGUUGAAAUAGUGAGUCUCUGUUUGGAGUUUCUCGGUGCGGGUACUGAUACUACUUCGACUGCGUUGGAGUGGAUCAUGGCCAACAUAGUCAAGUGCCCACAAGUCCAAGACAAGCUCUUUGCAGAGAUUAAAGGGGUGGUGGCGGAAACAGAGGAAGAGGUGAAAGAGGAGGUCUUGCAGAAGUUGCCGUAUCUGAAAGCUGUAAUAUUGGAGGGUUUGAGGCGUCACCCGCCGGGGCACUUUGUGCUGACACACGCCGUCACCCAGGAUGUGGUUUUGGAUGGUCAUGUGGUGCCCAAGAACGGUAGUGUCAAUUUCAUGGUGGCUGAUAUGGGGUUGGACCCAGAGGUGUGGGAGGACCCCAUGGCAUUCAAGCCUGAGAGGUUCUUGAGUGGUGGUGAAUGUGGAGGAGCGGAAGGGUUCGAUUUAACAGGGAGCAGAGAGAUUAAGAUGAUGCCGUUUGGGGUGGGGAGGAGAAUUUGUCCCGGCUCUGGUUUGGCAGUGCUUCAUCUGGAGUAUUUCGUGGCCAAUUUGGUCUGGAAAUUUGAGUGGAGAGCUGUGGAGGGAGAUGAUGUUGACCUGUCGGAGAAGCAAGAGUUCACUGUGGUCAUGAAGAAUCCAUUGCAGGUCCAUUUAUCCCCAAGAGUGAAAUAAGAGCACCUCCACCUCAAAAGGCAGGGUAAGGCAAAGGCAAGGCAAUUGUGGCAGCUUGCCUUUU